Closterium sp. Naga37s-1 is the source of this 226-nucleotide messenger RNA. The record is from the annotation of a GenBank genome assembly. NCBI's taxonomy places the organism in Eukaryota, Viridiplantae, Streptophyta, Zygnematophyceae, Desmidiales, Closteriaceae.
UGCAAGCACUGUUGGCGCUGGAGCGGGAGUGGCAGGCGUGGGAGUGGGCGGGGAACGACACAAAAGCCAAGGCGUGGUGCGAGGAGUGGAACAGCAACAGCGAGAUCGGCGUGUUGUGCGACGGGAACGGCAUGGUCACUUCCUUAUACGGCUUGGAUCCAGAUGUGCAUAUCGAGAGCGGCACGCUGCCUUCAGACAUCACGGCCUUCACCGCCCUCGACACCCU